Molecule: messenger RNA, 1384 nt
Organism: Stylophora pistillata
Lineage: Eukaryota; Metazoa; Cnidaria; Anthozoa; Scleractinia; Pocilloporidae
Product: coiled-coil domain-containing protein 85C
Source: RefSeq, a predicted model, not a curated record
UUCGAGUUUAGUUGAAGCCGCAUAAUUUUCUCUGUAAACUUCAGUCUUGAGGUCAUUUGGGAAUGAAAUAUAUAACAAAAUAGCUGUGGUUAACGGUCCCUACUGUAAAGGAAGACAUCUGGAGGAUCCAAGAUUUUUUUCGCUAUGAGUGCAGUGGACACGCAAGGAAGAGAUUACUUCGUUUCGAGAGAAGAAUACGAGAGAAUGGUAGAGAAAGUAAAACAAUGUGAGGCCGAGAAACUCCAAGUUAUGAAAGACCAGGGAAGUUUAAUGAGAGAAUUUAACAAGAGAAUGCAAGUUCAUUUAGAGGAAAUACGUUUGCUAAAAGACGUGAAUCAUAAACUGCAGGCAGAUCUUCAAGAAUUGCGAGAUUUGACCUGUUACUUGGACGACGAUCGGCAAAAGUGCCGAAAACUUGCUCGCGAGUGGCAAAGAUUUGGACGUUAUACGGCAUCAGUAAUGCGAAAUGAAGUCGCAAAUUAUCAAGAAAAGUUGAAAGUGUUAGAAGAUAAACAAAGUGAUCUUUCACAAGACAAUGCCGAGUUAAAAGAACUUUGUCUGUAUCUUGAUCGAAAGCGAGAACCCGUCGCUUUAGAAAAUCGAACGUUCUGCAGUAACUGCUCACAGCGUGUUGCGAGUAACGAGGGUUUGUCUCCGACCAAACAAAGCAAUACAGGAAAUGUUGUCGAUGAUCGUAGAAAUUCUUUUUCUGAGAGACUUGAAGCGAAGUUAACAGAUAUUCAGGAAGGAACAACUCAUGAGCGAUCGUCUUCGGAAAAAGACAUAUCUUACGCCUCACACAAGGCCGAUGUCGCAAAGAAGAGAGUUUCAUUUACCUUUCCUGGAGACGUAGACACAGAUACAGAUAGUGUUCCAAGUGACACACCACCAAGAAUUCCCAGAAGUAAUGGAAUAAAAAAUGGAAAUCAGCCAGGAAUUUUGAGAAAUGGCAUGAAACCACUUCCGAAAGAGGGUGACCUUCCCUUCCCUUCACCGCAGCAUAUGACGCCUGAAGCAGUUGCUCAAGCGAUGAAGGUUUUAGAAAUACACGAGAAGUUAGAGCAUUCUAAUAACCCAGGUGAUUCUGAUGAAUCAGUAGAUAGACUGGGUGACAAUGAGGUGGAAGUUCUCAAAGAAAUGUGUAAUGUUGUGUGGAGAAAGUUAUCAGAUGAGCCAGAACAGAGGCAAAAUGGCACUAAUAGGCGUGAGAAAGAAGAAAUUCUUGAAGACUUAUUGUAGACUCUUAUGGUUUUUUCUUAAAAUCUGUCUUGUUGACAUUCUUUCUCGAUAUCACGGGGCAAAGCAAAGUAAUAUUUAUUAUAUAGAUUUAGCCAAACCUAAAAGCGGAGCUCCCAAGUUCAUAAUAUUAAUGAUAACAUAAAAG